Molecule: messenger RNA, 1224 nt
Organism: Fulmarus glacialis (Northern fulmar)
Lineage: Eukaryota; Metazoa; Chordata; Aves; Procellariiformes; Procellariidae
Gene: GRID1
Product: glutamate receptor, ionotropic, delta 1
Exons: 7
Biological process (GO): monoatomic ion transport; synaptic transmission, glutamatergic; modulation of chemical synaptic transmission
Cellular component (GO): postsynaptic membrane; plasma membrane
Molecular function (GO): transmitter-gated monoatomic ion channel activity involved in regulation of postsynaptic membrane potential; glutamate-gated receptor activity
Source: RefSeq, a predicted model, not a curated record
GAAAUCACUGAUAAUGAAAUAUUAGAGUUGGUACAUAGUGCUCUGGGGAGGAUGACAGUUAUCCGGCAAAUUUUCCCUCUCUCAAGGGACAACAACCAGAGAUGCAUGAGGAACAAUCACCGAAUAUCAUCACUGCUGUGCGAUCCACAAGAAGGUUAUCUUCAGAUGCUGCAGGUUUCCAACCUGUACCUGUAUGACAGUGUGCUCAUGCUGGCCAAUGCUUUCCACAGAAAACUGGAGGACAGGAAAUGGCACAGCAUGGCAAGUCUGAACUGCAUGAGGAAAUCCACCAAACCUUGGAAUGGAGGACGAUCCAUGCUAGAGACUAUUAAGAAGGGCCAUAUAACUGGGCUUACUGGUGUUAUGGAGUUCAGAGAAGAUGGCGCCAAUCCCUAUGUUCAAUUUGAAAUACUGGGCACUAGCUACAGCGAAACAUUUGGCAAAGAUGUGCGGAGGUUGGCAACGUGGGACUCUGAGAAAGGACUGAACGGUAGUCUUCAAGAACGACGUCUGGGCAAUGACUUACAAGGACUGACACUCAAAGUGGUGACUGUCUUGGAAGAACCUUUUGUGAUGGUGGCGGAGAACAUACUCGGGCAACCAAAACGAUAUAAAGGAUUUUCCAUUGAUGUCCUGGAUGCUCUUGCCAAGAAUCUGGGCUUCAAGUAUGAGAUAUAUCAAGCUCCUGAUGGCAAAUAUGGACAGCAGCUUCAAAACAGCUCCUGGAAUGGCAUGAUUGGAGAACUCAUUAACAAGAGAGCAGACCUAGCCAUCUCAGCCAUCACUAUAACACCAGAACGAGAGAGUGUUGUGGACUUCAGCAAGCGGUACAUGGACUAUUCCGUGGGGAUCUUAAUCAAAAAGCCCGAAGAAAAAAUCAACAUCUUCUCUCUCUUUGCUCCUUUCGACUUUGCGGUGUGGGCUUGCAUUGCUGCAGCCAUCCCUAUAGUUGGUGUCUUGAUCUUUGUCUUGAACCGCAUCCAGGCAGUCAGGGCGCAGAACGCUUCCCAGCCGAGCCCUUCUGCCUCCUCCACCCUCCACAGUGCCAUCUGGGUCGUGUACGGCGCCUUUGUUCAGCAAGGGGGCGAAUCUACUGUCAAUUCUGUGGCUAUGCGCAUUGUAAUGGGAAGCUGGUGGCUCUUCACCCUUAUCGUGUGCUCCUCCUACACAGCGAACUUAGCAGCAUUUCUCACAGUAUCAAGAAUGGAUAAUCCUAUAAGGUAA